Messenger RNA from Austrofundulus limnaeus, 1327 nucleotides. RefSeq names its product synaptotagmin-2. Gene Ontology annotation, biological process: synaptic vesicle endocytosis; calcium ion-regulated exocytosis of neurotransmitter. Gene Ontology annotation, molecular function: calcium ion binding; SNARE binding; calcium-dependent phospholipid binding. The record is from RefSeq and is a predicted model, not a curated record. Gene Ontology annotation, cellular component: axon; dense core granule; plasma membrane. NCBI's taxonomy places the organism in Eukaryota, Metazoa, Chordata, Actinopteri, Cyprinodontiformes, Rivulidae.
GGACAAGUGAUGGAGCAGUGGAAGAAAAGAGGAGGAGCACCGUUGUUGGUGCACCAAAGAAAACCUGGUCCCCUCCCUAUACCCAUUUGAUGUCAUAGAGGUUUUUUUUUCUUUUUUUUUCUUUUUUUUCCUUGAGCAGCUUGCAGCCAAUCAGUGAGCAGUGCCGGGAAAUCCAGCAGUGGAACUCCACUGGUCCUGAUGCUUGCACUGAUUCCAGUGCCGGACCUGUAUGUUCAUCUGUGGAGCGAUGCUACGAGCAGAUUGUUGAGAUUUAUUUUCUGCUUUUCUUGUUCCACUCAGUUACCUGCUUUCACUUUUGACUGAGAAAGCAGAACAUUUCUCCUUAAGGGACCAACCCUCUAGUCUUUGACAAUGAAGUUCAACUUGUUCAAAGGUCCUCAGGCCGUCGCGGCUGCUGAGCCCACCAGCGUCACCACUGUGACCAUGGCUCCCUCCCCUCCUUCGAUGUCCACCUCCGCCCCGGACACUUCYGGCUCCAACAACACAGAAAUCAGCAAGAAUGACAUGUUUGAGGAGAUCAAAAGCAAGUUCUUGAAUGAAAUUGAUAAGAUCCCUCUUCCUCCAUGGGCUUUGAUCGCCAUUGCUGUGGUGGCUGCGUUGCUCGUCCUCACGUGCUGCUUCUGCAUCAUCAAAAAAUGCUGCUGCAAGAAAAAGAAGAACAAAAAAGGAAAGAAGGGCAAGGAUGGCUUCAACAUGAAGAACAUGCAGGGAGGGGAGAAACAACAGGAGGACGAUGAUGAUGAUGAAGGGGAGACCGGAAUGACAGAAGAGGAGAAGGAGGAGGAGGAAAAAGAACAAGAAAAACUGGGGAAGCUGCAAUACUCCAUAGAUUAUGACUUUGAGAACACUAAGCUCACAAUCAGCAUCCUCCAAGCUGCAGACCUCAUGUCCAUGGACUCGGGCGGAACCUCUGAUCCUUACGUCAGAGUCCUGCUCCUUCCUGACAAGAAAAAGAAGUUCGACACCAAAGUUCACAAGAAGACACUGAACCCUGUCUUCAACGAGACGUUUGUUUUCAAGGUGCCCUACGAGGAGCUGGGUGGGAAAACAUUGGUGAUGUCUGUGUAUGACUAUGACCGCUUCUCCAAACAUGAUGUCAUUGGGGAGGUGAAGAUACCCAUGAACACCAUUGACCUCGGACGUCCAAUCGAAGAAUGGCGGGACCUGGAAAGUGCUGACCAAGAGGAGCCUGAGAAACUUGGAGACAUUUGCAUCUCUCUCCGUUACGUCCCCACUGCUGGAAAACUCACCGUCUGCAUCCUGGAGGCAAAGAAUCUGAAAAAAAUGGACGCCUGUGGUUUAUCCG